GUAACCACAGAGAUGAGGCCUGGAGGGAGGAGUUUCUGCCCCAGCAGGUGAAUUUAAGGGCCAGAUCUGAGCCCUGGAAGGCUCCAGUGGAUGCCAGGUAUCUGAAGGGCAAAGGCAGGGGCUGCUGGAGCCUGCAUCAUGUCGAGUCCACAGAGGAGGAAGGCUCUGCCCUGGGCACUGUCACUGCUUCUCAUGGGCUUCCAGCUCCUGGUGACCUAUGCCCGGUGCUCUGAAGAGGAAAUGGGUGGUAAUAAUAAACUAGUCCAGGAUCCUAUGUUCCUCGCCACAGUGGAGUUUGCCUUGAACGCUUUCAACGUGCAGAGCAAGGAGGAGCAUGCCUACAGACUGUUGCGCGUUCUGAGUUCAUGGAGAGAGGAUACCCUGGACAGAAAGUGGCGAGGUAAGAUGGUGUUCUCCAUGAAUCUGCAACUGCCCCAGACUGUAUGUAGGAAAUUUGAAGAUGACAUUGAAAACUGCCCUUUUCAAGAAAGCCCGGAGCUGAACAAUGUAAGACAGGGCGUCAGCUUUCCUCAGGUCCACAAUUGUGGAUGCUGCAUGGGGUGUGGUGUGGGCACAGGAGCAGCUGACAAAGCCAUUCCGAGCGACAAAGGCAAGUGAGCCCACAGCAGGCUCUACCAGGCUGCCCUGCUUGUGCCUUAGUGGGAAGCCCAGUGAGGCAGGGAGCCCAGGGCUUCACUUUCAGGCCCCCAGCCAAUCUGAGUUUCCUGACUCUGCCCUCUGACACCAUUGCAGCUGCCUGCACCUGGGCCACAUGGCCUUCAGAACCUUCUCUCUGGUCUUCCUCCCCACUUCUUCCCUGCCUUC
Molecule: messenger RNA, 825 nt
Organism: Chlorocebus sabaeus (green monkey)
Lineage: Eukaryota; Metazoa; Chordata; Mammalia; Primates; Cercopithecidae
Source: RefSeq, a predicted model, not a curated record